CAGCGCACAGAGAAAAUAGUUCGCGCUCGGAGAGACACGACGAUCGCUUCGAGAAACGUGACACUCGUGACAGUAGUUUUGCAACGUUUACGCGAUUCGGAAUAAAAGUUUUAAGGCUGAUCGAUUGAUAGGAGUCGUACGUCCGGGGUAUAUACUGUCCCCGUGUAACGAUCAAGAGAUUCAUCUCUGUGUAGUAGGCGCGUGAGUAGUAAAGGGCGCGGAUAUUGCUGCGCUGCACGUUGUGGAAGGAAGCAGAAAUCGACUACUAGCAGGAAGUGGGUAGAAGGGGGGUACGUCGUUGGAGCUAGUUGAUUCGGUGGUGGCUACAUGUGGCUGUCCGCCGGUCGCGACAAGGAGACAUUUCCUAUUUGGGCAUAAAAAUUACGUUUCACAAGAAUAAAUCGAUAGCCGAAAGAAGGUGAAAUCAUGCAGAUGGACCCAACGACGGUGCAACUGAUCCAGGUUCUCGAAAGGACCGUCUCGUCAGAGAAAAAUGAGCUGGAGGCAGCUCAGAAUUUCUUGGAGCAAGCAGCACAAACUAAUCUUCAUGAGUUUAUGCAAAGACUCAGCGGCGUGCUGGUUACUGCCGCUGCAAGCCCGGUUGCCCGUAUGGCAGCCGGUCUUCAACUCAAAAAUCAACUUACAUCCAAAGAUGGUCAAUUGAAAUAUCAAUAUCAGCAGCGCUGGCUUCAAAUUCCAGCAGAGAGUAGGGAGUUUAUUAAGAAAAAUAUUUUUGGAGCACUCGGAACAGAAAACAAUAGGCCAAGUUCUGCGGCACAAUGUGUCGCAUACGUUGCAGUUGCUGAAUUACCUGUUGGCCAAUGGACCAACAUUAUUCAGUUACUAGUGAACAAUGUUGUUAAUCCAAACAGUACGGAAAUAAUGAAAGAGGCGACUCUAGAAGCCAUUGGUUAUAUUUGCCAAGAAAUAGAAAGCGAUGUUUUGAUACCUCAAUCUAACCACAUUCUCACCGCUAUUAUUCAUGGCAUGAAGGGAUCUAGUACUUCGCAUCACGUACGGCUUGCGGCUACAAGUGCACUCUACAAUUCCUUGGAAUUUACCAAAGGAAAUUUUGAGAUAGAGACAGAGAGAAAUUUCAUCAUGGAGGUGGUGUGCGAAGCGACACAGUCUGUAAAUACGCAAGUCAAAGUAGCUGCUUUACAGUGUUUGGUGAAAAUUAUGUCUUUGUAUUAUCAGUAUAUGGAGCCAUACAUGGCUCCGGCACUCUUUCCUAUUACUUUAGAAGCCAUGAAAUCAGAUAUCGACGAAGUUGCACUUCAGGGAAUUGAGUUUUGGUCGAACGUAUCCGAAGAAGAGGUAGAUUUAUCCAUGGAAGAAGGGGAAGCUUCCGAUGGAGGUCGACCUCCCGUUAAAGUAUCAAGGCAUUAUGCAAAAGGAGCUUUGCAAUAUUUGGUACCUGUUUUGAUGAAAAAACUCACCAAGCAAGAAGAAUUCGACAACGAAGACGAUUGGAACCCUUCGAAAGCCGCAGGAGUGUGUUUGAUGUUAUUGUCCUCUUGUUGCGAAGAGGCGAUUUUCCCUUACGUUCUUCCCUUUGUUAAGGAAAAUAUCGAAAGUCCAAACUGGAGGCAUCGAGACGCUGCUUUAAUGGCUUUCGGUUCGAUUCUCGGAGGAUUAGAUCCUGGCACGAUUAAGCCAUUAAUAGAACAAGCGAUGCCAACGUUAAUCGAAUUAAUGUACGAUAAUAGCGUCGCGGUAAGGGAUACGGCUGCUUGGACGUUCGGUCGUAUUUGUGAGAUUAUUCCGGAAGCAGCGAUCAACGAUACGUACUUGAAGCCAUUACUAGAAGCCUUAAUAAACGGUUUGAAGGCAGAGCCUCGUGUGGCGGCGAACGUUUGUUGGGCGUUUACGGGGCUUGCGGAAGCCAGCUACGAAUCUGCGGAGACUGUCGAACCCGGGCAGCAACCGGAAACUUACUGUAUGUCUCAGUAUUUCGAUUUUAUUAUCCAAAGACUGUUGGAAACGACGGAUCGUCCGGACGGAGGUCAAGCGAAUUUACGGUCAGCUGCAUACGAGGCUUUGAUGGAGAUGGUGAAGAAUUCCCCACGAGAUUGUUACGUGACCGUACAGAAGACGACGAUGGUGAUCCUGGAGAGGUUGCAGCAGGUACUGCAAAUGGAAACACACAUCCAGACUCACACGGAUCGUGCUCAAUACAAUGACCUGCAGUCGUUGCUGUGCGCCACUUUGCAAUCUGUACUACGUAAGGUUACACCGGAGGAUGCGCCGCAGAUAUCCGACGUGAUCAUGACGGCAUUAUUGUCUAUGUUUAAUUCGAACUCCUGUAAGGAAGGUGUACAGGAGGAUGCUCUCAUGGCCGUUUCGACUUUGGUCGAAGUGCUUGGAGAAGGAUUCCUCAAGUACAUGGAUGCGUUUAAACCGUAUCUUUGCCUCGGUUUGAAGAAUCACGCAGAAUACCAGGUUUGCUGCGCCGCUGUGGGCUUGACUGGCGACAUUUGCCGCGCCUUGAAAAGCAAGAUGUUACCUUAUUGCGACGAGAUUAUGACCCUGUUACUGGAAAAUCUUAGUAACAACACGGUUCAUCGUUCGGUGAAGCCUCAGAUUUUUUCGGUUUUCGGAGAUGUCGCUCUUAGUAUCGGUCCCGAAUUUAAAAAAUACCUCGACGUGGUGCUGCAAACGUUGGCACAAGCCUCGCAGGCAAAUGUCGACAGGACCGAUUACGACAUGAUCGAUUAUUUGAACGAAUUACGAGAGGGUGUCUUAGAGGCUUAUACCGGCAUCGUGCAAGGAUUACGAGGCGACAUGUCAAAUUCUUGUCCGGAUGCUGCGAUUGCUUUGGUCGAUCCUCAUGUACCUUUCAUCAUUCAAUUUAUCACGUCGAUAGCUCAGGACCGUGAACAUUCUGAAGGCAACAUAACGGCUUCGGUGGGCUUGCUCGGUGACUUGGUAACUGUAUUUGGAGUUAAAUUGCUACCGGUGGUAGAGACUGAACCGCUCACCGAAUUGCUAACCAAGGCGAGACGAUCGCGCACUCAAAAGACCAAAGUCUUGGCCAGCUGGGUAGCCAAAGAGAUUCGAAAGCUUAAGAACGUUGCCAACUCAACGUCCAGUUGAUCACCCCACGGGUUGUACUGUCGUGCAAUUUAAUUUGACUAGAAAGCUAUCGAACACAAUGCAAAGACAACAAGAUUGGAUGGUGCGGAUGCGAGUUGAUGGAUGUGCGUGAGUUCCAAAAGCGAUGACGAUGAUGGGGUGAUGAGUCUGCACGUGUCCCUGCUCUGGCGACGGUAUUCGAGUACCGGCACGUCAAACGCAGCCCAAUUGGCCGACAAACAAACAAAAACAAAACAAACAAAAGCAGAAUAAAAAAUUGAAAGAAUACCUGUCUGCCGGAUGUCUGCCGACAACUGAGGAGUGCAAGUGGAUUGUUGCCGAUGAAUGAGCCAAGGUCGAAGCCUGCCUGCCGAGAUGAUGUUCCGGUGAUGCAAGUAUGCCUGUUAACAAGCCUGGGGCUUCUACCCGCGUGAUUGAGAAGUUGAACCUGAGGAAAGGACGACUUCGAUGGACAGUGAUCGUGGCCAGUGAGAAAGAAAGCGAGAAAGAGACAGAUGAAUGAGAAAGAAGAUUAAAAUGUGAUAGAGAAAUUAAAUGAGAGAGAGAGAGAGAGAAAGAGAGACUGUAACGUUGAUAAGAAUGUGGAAGCAAUUGAUAGAGAGAAUGAUUUCCUAUAUGUAUGCGUGUGUGAUAGUCGUAUAUAAUAUGAAAUAAAACGCCAUCGAACGGACGACUGUACAUCGUCUCGCAGAAAGUACAUUUACUACACGCGUUCGUUGUAAAGCUUUAGCUUUCCCCCUGCCACUGUAGCUUAUCAACGAAGCGUGUAACAUCUUUUCGAUUCCUCGCUGAACGAUCAUCGUCGCUCGCUAGAUGAGAAUCGAAUGAUUGUUGGCGUGAUUCGCAGUUAACGAGCGAAAUAAAUGAUCGUCGAAAUGCUGAUUGAUAUCCGAUGCAGCGAAAUGUUGCGUGAGUGCUUAUGGAGUAAUAGAAAGAGAGAAAGAAAGAAAGAGAGAGAGAGAGAGAGAGGAGUGAGCGAACGAGAAAAGAACGUGAGAAAUACUGAAUGAUUGUACAAAAAAUAAUAAACGAAACAAAAAGGUCGGAAAGAUUCGAAAUACUGGUGACCCCUGGUCCCCAAUCAUGUUGCGCGAGAAUCCAAACGAUCCGUUGUAGUACGAUGAUGCGUAUGUUAUUUUCCCCUCGUAUGUGAAUGUCUGUUGCUGUUGAUAAUUCAUUAAAAUUAAUAUUUUGCUGGCAUAAGUUAUUGAGUUGUACCGAAAUCCUCGUCCGGUCUGAACGUUCGCGAAGAAACACACAAGAGCAUAAAGCAAAAACAAGAAAAAGAAUACGAUCGAGUGACUAGCCCCACCCUCUUGAAAUAUACAUAUACUCCGUUUGUUGGUUGUAGUCCCGCGUUAGUAGAUACUAAAAUGAUUGCACACGAUCACUGUAUGUUAUCCUUAAAAAGAGCUUAUUAGAGAUCUUCGACGAAUCUUAGAAUAUCAGACGAGAGCUUUUUCGCACUGCCAAUUACAUAUAUCGUGGGACAGUGUUGGUAUACUCUUUGUCCCAGACAUUUUCUAAUCUCUCGUUUCUUCCUUUUCGAAUUUCAAUAUCCUCGAGAAAAUAUUGAAUCGAUUCGAGGUAUCAUACUGUCGAAGAAGUCGUCUUCCUGGUCUUUCUGACUUCGUUAUAGAAGGGCAUUCGUCGAAGAUCAGGUAAACCAUUCGAGCAGUAUUACUCGUUCCAUUCGUACUAUGUUUCGGAGUUUGUUGAAUACAGUGAUCGUGUAAAUCGUGGCCGAUACUACGUGAAACAAAGGUAAUUGACGUGUAACCCAGUUUAGUGUAUUGCUGGGAUAUACUUCAAAUGUCUCGAUUCGCGGAGACUAUGGCAACUUAGGAUUUUGCUUUUGUACUAUCUGAUUAGACCUCUUGAAUCCUGAAACGAGCGUACAUAAAAAAUCAGGGACACCUCUGAAUCGGGUAACCCUUUGAGCUGUUCGUAACGGUAGUCACCCGAAAGUAUUAAUCCUGUUCGGUCGAUUAUAAAUACGACGCAUUCUUACUUUUUUAAUGAAUUGGCAAAUUGCACCGAUCAAGCGCUACGAAUUAAUCGAUGUUGAUAUGCUUAUGAUUUCUUACGAGUCUAUUUACAUUUUGACGAUCAACUAUCAUGCUUUGUUCUACCUUGAUGAAACGUUCGGGCGCAAUCAAAGGGUUAACGACGCAGAAAUAAGUUUAGUUUUGUCCUUUGCUCGUAGUAUUCCGGCCUCGCGGAUGAGAUUCCUAAUAGAUUGUUAUUCAGCCUCUAUUGGAGGCUUCACGGCGUGUUAUUUAGUAAGAUUUCAAAGAAAAGAUUAAACGGACAGACGGACGGACGGACGGACGGUCGGUUGGACGCCUCUAAUAAUAUAAUACAUAGUUACGUCACGUUACCGAAAACGUGGCCGUGGUUAGUGCCAUUGCAUUCCAAAUACUUUUGCCAGCGGAAAGCACUCUAUAUUAACGUGCGAGACCACCGUUCUUUCGCGCGAUUGCCGGAACUGUAUAUUUUAUAGCGUUUUCAUUAAUAACUUUACUUACACACUUUUCUCGAGUACGCCUCGUUUUUACGCGAAACUUUUACGUAUACGGACACGAUAUAAAGAGAUGUUAUUACGAAAAUCGAAAUUAACACUCGGCUGAUGACGAUGAUUAUGAUGAUGAUGAUGAUGAUGAUGAUGAUGAUAAUGAUGGUCGUGAUGGUGGUGGUGGUGGUACGUGAUGAGCGAUGGUUUCUUUCUCGAUGGAAACCAUGAUAAAAACGGGACAAACGUGUUUCGACGAAAUCAAAAUGGAAAAAUUAAAAGAAAAGAAAGAGCGAGGAACAACAUUGGCGUAUAAAAAAAAAA
Messenger RNA from Megachile rotundata (alfalfa leafcutting bee), 5932 nucleotides. RefSeq names its product Importin subunit beta Fs(2)Ket (gene Fs(2)Ket). The record is from RefSeq and is a predicted model, not a curated record. Gene Ontology annotation, biological process: protein import into nucleus. Gene Ontology annotation, molecular function: small GTPase binding. Lineage: Eukaryota; Metazoa; Arthropoda; Insecta; Hymenoptera; Megachilidae.